Messenger RNA from Solenopsis invicta (red fire ant), 9305 nucleotides. Its product is annotated as nephrin. The transcript has 17 exons. The record is from RefSeq and is a predicted model, not a curated record. Lineage: Eukaryota; Metazoa; Arthropoda; Insecta; Hymenoptera; Formicidae. Gene Ontology annotation, molecular function: protein binding. The coding region runs from base 893 to 3955 and encodes 1020 amino acids.
CACUCGGCGCUCACUUCGCUCAGUGCUCGUCGUGCAGUCGUCGCGUCUUUAUCCCUUCCACGGUCGGUCGAGCGAAAAGUCACCCUCGGCUACCGGUCGCGCGCGCGUUACUGACCGCUACGAAGUUGUCUGCGCGAUUCGCGCGGGGCGACGAGCCGCCGCGAGGAAAGCGGAGCGAGCUGCGACCGCUCGGAUUUGAAUUUGUGACACUUGUUCUAUCGACGGAUCUCUUGGCGUGAAAUUCCGCACGGUGGUGAAAGUGAUUGCGACGAUUCUCCCGAACUCGGCGAGUCACGCGAAAACAAUGUUGGCCCGAAUGUUGUAGAGGUGGCCAACUCGCGCGCUCCGUAUUCGCAACAAGUUGCCAGGAGUGUGUACUUCUUUUCCCUACGAGGGAUUUAUUUCUCCGUCUCCGUGUUUCCUCUUGUUCCGCGAGUGUGUGCGUGGUUUCGUGUGUGUCCGUGAGGAUCGAGAGGAUUAAUACGGUGGCCGGACCUGUGAGAAGCUGAACCGAGGCACCGACGCGAUGGUAAUCGAAUCUUCAAACAUGGAACGUACUGUAGUGACGGGCGAUCGCAUUCAAAGGGAAUGUCGUGUGCUGUGAUUGUUAUCUCCAAGGAUCUCGUACACGGUUUGACGAGGAAAAAUCCGCGGACGAAUGAGAAGAAUUUGUGGAGGGAAAGUUCGACGAUGAGAGUUUGAGUCGCGGAAAGUGCUUCCGAGAGUGCCUGGUCUCCUGGUCCGCGCUUUUCGUCGACGACGAGGGGGCAGAAGACGACGGGGUGUUUGUAAAAAGGAAGCGAAGAGCGGGGCAAGUGUGUCGCUGACACGAGUUGACGCUGCGCGACGUGACGUGACGUGACGUGACGUGACGUGACGUCGGAGCGUCGAGAUGCUUCGAGAUGAGAUGGCCACUCCCCUUGGAUCCCUCACGCCCCUUCUCACGCUUCUACUCUACGCUUGCAGCAGCUGCCAUGCCAGGAUAACCAAUCAGGAAAUCGUGACAAUGACAGAUGCGGAAGCAGUGGCAGGCGGAAUUGCUCAGCUACCAUGCGACGUGAAACCACCGCUCUCAGGGGACAAGCUGCACCUAGUUAUUUGGUAUAAGGAAGAGGCAGAUGCACCGAUAUACAGCUACGACGCAAGAUCGAGGGACGGCCCGGAUCAAGGGAAUCACUGGCAGGAUCCCAGCCUAGAAGGGCGAGCGUUCUUUAAGCACUCCGAAACCCCCGCGAAACUCACUUUGGAAAAGGUUCGCGAGAGCGACGCAGCUGUUUACCGAUGCAGAGUCGACUUCAAGCAGUCGCCGACGCGCAACAGCAAAGUCAAUCUAACGGUCAUCAUACCGCCGGAGCAGCUUAGCAUAUUGGACGAAGACGGAAGGUCUCAUAUUCCCCAUUACAUCCUUGGCCCGUACAGCGAAGGAGCGUCUCUCAAUAUCACGUGUGUCGCCGCCGGUGGGCGACCGCAACCACGAGUGACAUGGUGGCAGGGGACUGCUCUACUGGACAACAGCUACGAGACCGUUGAUGCUAAAAGGGUCCGGAACGUGCUGCAAUUGGAAAAGUUAGGCCGCGAACAUUUGCGUGCGUUUCUGACCUGUCAAGCCACGAAUAACAAUAUGGUAGCACCGAUAUCAAGUUCGGUGUCACUCGAUAUGAAUUUGAAACCGCUCUGGGUCCGGAUUCAAGGAGAGAACCGUCCACUUAGCGCCGGCAAGACCUACGAGAUAGGUUGCGAGGUUGUCGGAGCCAGACCAAACCCGACGAUCAUAUGGUCCAAAGGGAACGUGAUACUGCGAAAUGCACGGGAGACGACGAGUCCCGACGGCAACGUAACAACCAGCAUCCUCACAUUCGUGCCGAGUAUCGAAGACGCCGGAAAGUUCCUCUACUGUCGCGCCAGCGUGCCAGAUAUUCCGGACUCGGAGAUGGAGGAAGGAUGGAAGCUCGAUAUACUCCACGAGCCUGUGGUUACCCUCGAGCUUGGCAGCAAUUUGAAUUCGAGCGCUAUUCGGGAGGGUAUCGACGUUUACUUCGAGUGCAACAUCAAGUCCAAUCCCUGGGUUUACAAGGUUUCCUGGCGCCAUAACGGCAAUCCGCUGUAUCACAACACAGCCACCGGAACGAUAAUAAGUAAUCAGAGCCUGGUACUGCAAAGUGUCACUCGCAGUAGAGCUGGGAUUUACACGUGCAUCGGCAAUAAUCAAGAGGGCGACGGCGAGAGCAAUCCACUGAACUUGGACAUAAAGUUCGUGCCGGUAUGUCAGCCUGGCCAGACGAAGGUAUUCGGCGUGGCGCGACAGGAGACCACGAGAAUCCCCUGCGAACUGGAGGCGAACCCGCCGGAAGUAUCGUUCACCUGGAAAUUCAAUAAUACAAUGGAAGCGGUGGACAUAGCUCAGGCGCACGUCACGAGUGACCGUACUCGCUCGACAGCCUCCUACACACCGAUGACCGAGCUGGACUAUGGCACUCUCCUUUGCUGGGGCAGCAAUGACCAGGGCACUCAGCUCGAGCCGUGCGUCUACCAUAUCGUGCCAGCUGGCCGCCCGGACACGCCGCACAACUGCUCCUUGUUAAAUCAAACCACCGACUCGAUCUACGUGGAAUGCAUAGAGGGCUUUGACGGCGGCCUGCCGCAAAAGUUCACCAUGCAGGUGGACCGUGAGCCCGGCAAGAACGGCGGCGGCGGCGGCGGCGGCGGCAGUGGCCCCACGACCGUCUACAACCAGACGAGCAAGGUGCCCGUUUUCUCCGUCAGCAAUCUGGAUCCUGGCAGCAACUACGAGGUUUCCAUUUACUCCACUAACGCCAAAGGUCGCAGCGAAACCGUGCAUUUUCGCGCCACCACCCUGAAUCUCCCUGAGAGGCGAACAGCAGGUGAAAAGCUGGCGCAACCACCCUCGCCGGAGAAUUGCACGAUCCGGGAGGAGAGUCGGACGACCGUGCGAGUGAGCUGUGCCGAGAGCGAGUACGUCGAUGCGAACACGGCCAUCUACGUACUCCAAGUCUUCGACGCCGACACCAGACAUCUGCUGGCGUCCGCAUCAAGUCUGACGCCGAGAAUGCUCGAGGUGACGAAUCUGCCGGCCGAUAGGAGCCAUUCCGGCCUCAUGCUGUCCCUCAGAAUCAUGACGGAGCAAGCCAUGAGCGACGCCACGGUCCUCUUCAGUCACUUUGUUCAGGAGGGUAAUACCAAUAAGGAGCACCAACGUUACCCAGCCCUCACGCCAGUUAUGCUGUCGCUAUCGGGUCCACUAUUGGGCGCCGUGGUGGGAGCCGCAGCGGGGUUGCUUCUGGUGAUCUUCGUGAUCGUGUUGGCUGUCAAGCUGCGCUAUCGACCCCGAUCUCAGGAGGACUCUCACGACGACGGCGGCAUGGCGAAUCUGGCGGCGUCGGGGACCGGCGCCUCGUCCCCGCAUGACAAAUCGUCGACCUUGCCCCUCAGUACCGAUAGCAUCGAGAGCUUCGAGAAGAAUCCCGAUAUAAUACCGCACGCGAACGAAAAUUCAUAUGCGGAACUAUGCAAAAGUGCAUCACCGCGAUAUGUACUGCAACAGCAACGUCCGGAAGUGAAUACUUUCGCACCAACGAACAACCACGGGUCCGAAUUAACAUACGUCGAAUUAGCACUAAGGGGAAACCGACGAAUACCUCCGAAUUGCUACCAGCCUGUGCAAAUCUCCAGCAUUCAACGGCCCCAGCUGCUGCCCAUGUCGACUUUGACGCGCAGACAGCCGAUCCAGGAGCCGACGAUUUACGCGCAAGUCGCCAGUCAUUCUAAACCGAUUUACGUGCCACCGCCACACCCGUACAUGAAUCGUUCAAGCGACGAAACUACGGCGGAGACACCAUUGAUCGGACACGACAAUAAGAUCACUACGAUCAGCCACUCGGGCAGCUCAAUCUGGCGCACCGACACGCCGCCUUCCUCGAACGCGCCAACGACAUGAUUCCAGCAAGCUGCGUCGUAAUUCACGAUUCCAUUUCGCUCCUAAACGUCUCUUAAUGUUCUCCUCCCCUCCCACCGUCGGAAAGAUAAAGAAAAUAAGAGUGCACAUCGAUCCACGUAUGUGUUAAGUGAGGCGUUUUUUGAAGGAGGCGCCGCGGCCCCUCCACCGAUAGAGAUUGUUAGACCUUUACUACGAGUGUUAUAAAUAGAGGAUUCGUUCGACGAUGAAAGUAAUUAAUGAAAUCGCGCGGAGUAUAUAUAUAUAAACAUAUAGAUUAUGCGCUUUACCGAAUGAUUUGUGAUAGUGGUUGGUGUUGGAGCCGGGGAAAGGAUCGAACUGUUUUUUCAGCCGUCCGUAAAAUUUGAGGCGGGGCGAACGCGCUAUUUUGAUCCCGUUCACUUCGUUCUGUCCGACCGAUCGAGAAUUCGUUGUUCGAUGAAUGUUAUCGGAGAGCCUGGCAAUAAUUACGUGUAAAAAAAGCGCGCCGCUGUUCCGGCGCGGGAAAAACGCGGUGUGAGUUCCUCUACUACUUUUAAUUCAUACCUACAACAUCCGUGAAUAUUUCUUAUUUGAUUUUUCGUGUAGAAAACUUCAACUCUAGCUCGAUCAAAAAGUUUACAAUUUAAUGAAGAUCCGGACAUCCUUUACAAUAAAAAGAAAUCGUAUCAAUUUGCUUUCUUGUCAUUUCUCUGAAUAUUAAUACAGAAUUUAAUUCCAAUGCUUUUCGCAACUAUACUUUCUAAAUAAUUUCGUAGAAUUAAAAAUCAUAUAAAAUCACUCUAAUUCACUCUAUAGAGUAGAUUUCGAUUCUAGAGUGGUAAAUCGUUUGAGAAAUUGCACAAUCUCAAUUUUCGAUCCUUUAGAAUAACGUUUUGCUCUAUAAGAGUAAAAAUUGAGCUUAUACAUUUUCUCUGAAAUUUAGAGAAUAAACCUUUAAUUAAGGGUUUAUCCUACUGUGGUAGAAAAAAACUAUUUUCGUGAAUUUUUUCACGAAAAUUAAUAAUUACAUAAACUAUUAUUGUUGUAUAUUAAAAGUAUAUACAAUGAAUAUAUGAAUGUUGAAAAAGUUAUUUAAAAAAUUAUUAAAAAUAUCAUUGUUUAUGACUUUAAUGUUUAAUGAAGUGCUCUUCCAAAAAAAAUCACUCAAGGAUGCUCGCGCUGUAUCUGCACAGGAUCUUUGAAAUUAAAAAUUCUUUUUUCAUUUUAAAGUACAUGAGCGUAGUUUCAAUUAAACGUAAGGAUUUUUUGAAAUGUUAAUUUUUUACAAAGUGCCGCUAUUUGGAAAAAAAGAAAUCCGUUAAUUUUAUUAAAAAAUGUCGUUGCUUUUUAGAUUUUUUUUUUUAUAAAUAAUCCAAGUAAAAAAAUUCUAUGUUUAACUGAAAACAAUUUUGUUGUGAGCGUUCUGUCCAAAAAUGAAGCCAUGCGUAUAAAAAUUGGCCGAAAUAUGAGAGCGCCUAUCUACAAAAAGUGUAGUUUCGAAAAAAAGCUAUUAAAGAUAUUAAAUUACGUAUUUAUUAUAUUUCCGAUGCUAAUCUGAACAUUUCAAUAUUUUAGGGGUAUAUUUUUAAGAUUUUUCAAGCAGUACAAAAAAUGGCAAAAAACAUCGAUUUUUUUUUUAAACUCAUGGAAUCACAGUAGGAUGACUCCGUAAAAAAUUACAACAUUAAUUUUUAAUAUUAAUCGAUAUUGAAAAUAAUUUUAAUGCCAACAUUUCUCCAAAAUUCCAAAAAAGAGGAAUUGAAUUCUGGUUGUUGGAAAUAUUUGAUACAUUGAUUUUGACGAGUGCUCGUAGGUACGAGUUAAAAAUCGAAAUAGCACUUCGCCCGCCUUGGCGUGUAAAUCAAACAACGCCGGUGGAAAUAGAUUGCGAACGCAACGAUUUAGUGUGAUUGGUAGGAUAAAGUUAGUCGCGCAAAAUUGUUUUGAUCAUAUAACCCAGCGUCUUCUUGUAUCCUCCCGUACAAAUUUUCGUUCAAUAUUCCUUUACGAGACUUCAUUUAUACAUAUGCUAUUAAAAUUCUAAUUAUUAAAACUUUAGGUGUCGUAAUCAUCAUUACAUUAUCAUUGACUACAAUACUUCCAAUUAAGCAAUUUACAGAUUUUUAAGAAAUAUUUAUAUAAUCCUAUUUUUUAUUUUUGAAAAUAUUAAAGUAUAUUACGAAAUAAAAAUCAAACAAUUACACUGCCCUGAAAUUUAAUUAUGACAAUUUUCAAAACUGAUUAUUAAUAUUAAAAAUAUGAGCGUGUAAAAGAUAGAUGGAUUAGAUGAAAAAGAAUUAAAAUUUAUUACGAAUUUCAAACGUAAAAAUAAAAAAUUGUUUUUACGAUAAUGUUUUUGUAUAUAUAAUAUAUUUUAUAUUUCGUUUAUUUAUUUCACAUUCCUACGAAAAAAAAUAACAAUUAGAAAUUAUAAAAUAAAUCCUUAAUUGAAAAUUAAACUGCUUUAAAAUCAAUUUUUAUCAGUUUCAUGUGGUAAUAUUUGCAUAAAGUCAAAAUAAAAUUGAAGCCCAAAUCACAAAUUCUAAAAUUGUCGAACUUUGGAAAUAAAACGUUAACAUUAUGACGGAUUUGAAUUUCCUUCCAUUUUUAAUCCAUCUAUUUUUACAAAGUACUACAUACGUUUUUAAAGAGGUAGCAAUGAAAUACGUUGAGAUACAGGCUUUAACAUUAUGACAACGGAAGGAACGUCUUCUUUUCUUUUCAGUUUUGUAGUUACCCGCUAGCUAUGUAGUAUCCAUUUAGCGUAGGCCGUUUUAUUCAGAACGAGCAUUAUAGACUUGCCGAUAGAACAGAAUAGAAAUUCGAAGAAGGCGAAUGAAACGAGGAAGCGCGAUUCCGAGGUUCGCGAUCGAUCAUCGACGCAACGAAUCCUUGCGAGCUUCUCGUCAGAAUAAAAGACUUAAAAAGUCGGACAAAACGCUACGACGAUCUUGUCCGAUAAUGAUGAUGAUGAUGAUGAUGAUGAUAAUGAUGAUGAUGAUCAUCAUCGUAAAGAAUCCUCGCGAUAGCUUCACACACGACACUUUGAGAAGACUGAGCGCAGGAUUUAUAAUAAGCAAAGGUGCCAUGUAACAGAGACGGGCUUGUUUUUUAUUUACGUUAACUCGAUCGAAUAAAUCAAGCUCACGAUUUUUAUGAAAAUUGUACUGCUAAGCUUGUGUUCAAGAUUGCUGUACGUUAGCGUUGUUGAGAAUUGACAAUUUUCUAAUGAUGAAGAAAUGAUUUUAUGCCUUGUUGGAUGAUACAUUUGAAUGGAAAGCGAGUUUUCGUGCAUAAGCAUAGAAAUAACUCAGAUAUUCCGUUUUAAUGUUUCACCCUGUUUAUGAAAGAAAGUAACAAUUGUGUUCGAAACAAUAAAGAGAGUAGAGUUUUCUCUUGCAAACUGUUUUAUUGAUAUUAAUUAAGAGUUUAUGAAAUAUGAGCUUUAUAGUUGAUUAAAGCAAUAUUUAACAAUUAAAAUAAUCAUACUAACGUUAUUGGAUUUAAUUGAGAAUAAAAUAAUGAUUUUGCAUGAUUAACUGUUAGAAUUUGACGAUUGAAUAGUAAUACCUCAUCUAUUCAUUAGAUUGUUCUAAGAAUUUAGAUGAAAUUCAUGAAAUCAUAAAUUGAUUGAGAAUGUAAUAUCGCGCCCGUCUCUGACAUAUGAGUUUACAAUGGGAGUGAUGUAAAAGAAGCAUUUUAAAGAAAAGAAAUUAAAAUUAUUACCUUCACUCAACUAAUUUGUUAGCAAGAGAGUGUUAAGAUAAGGAUAGUUUACAUCACUCUCAUUCUGAUUGACUCAUAAGAUCGUAGCGCGAAAGCAACUGUUGUUCGAACGAAUUCGAUAUUGUUGUUGUAUAGUGUAAUCACCAUGACUCGUCUCAUCGAAGGUGAGACGUGGCUAAAAGCCGGCGUCGAUUGUAAUAAAGAGCAACGUGUUCGCAUUAAUUAACUACUCGUAUCCUUUUUCUUUACUUUAAGGAUAACAAUUUAACAAUGUUCGCAAGUUUAGUAGCCGAUUGAUAUUUACCUCCAUUAAAAAAAAAUGAAGAGUGCCGAAUAAUGCAGACGUUGCAGAAACUUGUAAAAAGAAACUACGUUAAGCUUUCAAACAUCAUUUGUAAGUUAUCUUGAUCUUCUUUAUAUGUUGUCCUACAAACUGCAGACAGCACUAAUCUGCAUACAAUUUUUAUAAAGUUCUUAUACUAUUUCUUAUACUAUUUUUUUUUUUUUAAUCAGGAAAAACGCAGAGACUCUGUUUGCAUUUAAACUUUAAUCUUUGUCUUUGAGAACCACUUUUUCCGAAAUAGUAAGUAAUAUAAUGCACUAUCGAUUAACAGAUUCCGCUGUAUUCGCUCAAUGUCUCAAACUAUACGAUGUAGAUAUUAGAGGAAUCAGAGAUCUCACAUUCACCAGAAUGCAGCAUUUAAGAGUAAAUGAUGCGUUUACGCGCGCGCGUAGAAAAUCAAUUCUUGCCUCCCCAUUAGCGAUAGGCCAAUACUUGACGUCACAAUUAUGAAAGAACGAGAGUACAUAAAGUGUAGAGGUUUUUCAGAGAUGGAAAGUAAUGCGUUAUAAAUAACUGUUAAUUUAAUUUUUUUUUAAUAACGGUUUAGUAAUGACGUUACAAUUUUUCAUAACGAUAACGCUAAGGUUGUAAUAGAGUCACUUUUGAUAAAUAACUCUUUACCAUUACGCAUUACUUAUUGAAGAAAGUAACUCGUUAGUUGACUCGUUACAUGAUGAUCAAAAGUAACACAUUAGUAAUUCGUUAAGUACUUUGACUCAUUACGUAACGAGUAAAGUUACAAGUUUCUAUUUUUCAAUAAAUACGCGUAAUGGUAACGAGUUGUCCAAAGUGAUUAUUCCAAUUCUGAUUUUGCCAUUAUUGUUAUGGAAAAUUAUAUCAUCAUUACCAAAUCGUUAUUAUAAAAAAGUAACGGUAACGGCGUUAUUUGUAACUCGUUACAUCGGUCUUUCUCUGGAUAUUUUUUAUAAUAUUGUAUAUUUAUUUGUAGUUUUUUCAUACUCUUUCGAUCGUACGUUUAGCAUCAGACAUAGCAAUCUAGUUUUAAGUUGUACGAAGAAAGUAAUCUAUAUAUAUUACAUAAAAGUAAAAAAAAUGUUUAAAAUGCGACAGAAACCACGGUGACGAAUAAGCGAACGAAAAUGUGAAAUAUCGAUGUGUUCUGACGUAUGCGAGCUUUCUGGUUCACUUUAAACGAUGAGAUUAUUGUCCCCUUUGAUAAAAAUCAACGAUUAAAUAUGUUCGAACGACUCGACGAAAGUCGGAGUGCUCUAUUUGUAAUCUAAAUUUUAAAAUACUUCGUAAAGUAAUAAUAGCGAGGGAAGUUCGCGAUUCUCGCGUACG